AUGACUAUCACAAAACAUCCUCCUCCUCCUCCUAAUUCAACACACAAACUUUAUAAAAAUUUAUUAUUACCACCAUCGAUCAGAAAACAACGGGGCUACAAGAGUUUAACUAAAUUUCCCCCCACAACUACAAACACCAACGCUAAAAAGAAAAAAAACCUUUACAAAGAUCCUUGUUCUUUUGAUCUUAUAAAAUUAAACGAAUUAUGGAAUAAAACAGAACCAUUUAUUUCAUAUACAUAUAAAAAUGAUUUUGUAACAGAUAGUAGAGAAAUAGUUAUUGAAAACAUACAUAAAGGAACUCCUAUUUGUAUUAUAGUAGCAUUACCAAAAAGUAUUCUUAAAAAAUCAAUAUUAAUUAAAAAGUUCACUCCUUAUAACAUAUUUGCAAGGAUAGUCAGUAAUCAAAUUGUUCAACCUAUUUCAAUGGUAAAAACUAAAAAUCAUUCAAAUAUUUUCAGAGGAUUAACUUAUAUCAAAUAUCCUGGAAAUUAUUUAAUCAAUGUUGAUCUGGAAAUCGAUUAUUUUAAAAAUUAUAAGAUUUACCUUCAAUCUGAAAAUAGGUUAAUAGUCACAUUGAAGAAUAGAUCUUUUCUUCCAAAUAAUACUUUACCAUCUUGUAAUGCUAAUUCUGAUUUUUCUGGAAUUUGGAUGUCUGAAGAAUAUUAUAAUUCCUUUCAUCCUUAUGCUCAUUACGAAUCAAUGAUGGAGGUUGAUGAUGAUAUUCUAUAUGUUCCCACAAAAUGUAAAAUGAAAUAUGUCUCUCCAUUGGAACAAUUGAUCUGUAUGAGAAAUCAUACAAUUCAUGCAUAUGGCGAUGAAAUACUUUGGAGUAAUUUAUAUGGCACAUCAGUAGGCCAUGCUGGUGAGCAGUGGUGUAGUGUGGCGAGAUACCAUAAACUACCUGUGUGUGACUGCAAAGUUCCACCGUUUACACUUUUACCAAGAUUACCCUUUGCACAUCUUAAAUCAACAGCAUUUGAUGGUUCAAUCUAUUUUCAACCAAUGAAAAUAAUACAAAAUUUGGAAUGGUUAAGUUUAUCAUCAAAAAACUUCAUGAAAGAUCAAAUACCUAAAGAAAACGUUGUAUUGGUUUCUGUGUCAAAUGAUAUACCAGCAGACUAUUCAAUAUCCAGAUUUGAACAGGUGUUGACUCUAUUUUUCAAUAAGCUUCGUAAAAUUUAUCCUGUUUCCCUCAUAAUAAUUCGUACCCCUGAACCUUACACACUCACACCACACCCCAAAACCACUACAAGAACUCUUAUUCAACAAGUCAGAAAUGUCACAAUCACUCUAGCAAAAAAUAUUGGUGCUCAUAUAUGGGAUGCUGGUAUUAUUGAUGGAAGAAAAUGGAGAACGAGUCCGGAAUGUCGUAAAAACAAAUCAUCUUUUAGAACUGAUGCAGCAGGGCUGCAGUUACAAAUUUUAUUUAAUAUUUAUUGUAAAACUAUCUUAGGCUAA
This is a messenger RNA of Entrophospora candida, 1461 nucleotides long. The record is from the annotation of a GenBank genome assembly. Lineage: Eukaryota; Fungi; Glomeromycota; Glomeromycetes; Entrophosporales; Entrophosporaceae.